Messenger RNA from Gadus macrocephalus (Pacific cod), 4185 nucleotides. Its product is annotated as transcriptional repressor p66 alpha-like. The transcript has 11 exons. Gene Ontology annotation, biological process: negative regulation of transcription by RNA polymerase II. The record is from RefSeq and is a predicted model, not a curated record. The coding region runs from base 263 to 2866 and encodes 867 amino acids. Gene Ontology annotation, cellular component: NuRD complex. Gene Ontology annotation, molecular function: sequence-specific DNA binding. Lineage: Eukaryota; Metazoa; Chordata; Actinopteri; Gadiformes; Gadidae.
AAGUUUUUCUGUGGCUGGAUUGAGGGAAGCCUUUUAUUCGGACUCGUCGCGAGGAGCCAGGUUUUCCUCCACCUAUCUGUGACGAUAGAGGAGCUGAUGGGCUGCUGAAAAGUAACACUUCUCCGCAGAGCCAAAGGUUGAGCGAGGGAGGGCGGGUGGGGGGUUCGAUACAAAUGUAUCGUUUGUGCUGUUUUUCUCUCUAUAUACGCUACGAUGUAUACAUCCCAUCUGGACUUGGAUGUUGUUAUUCACAAGUCGUUGAAUGAGGAGGAUGUCUGAAGAGGCGGUCCGCCAGACACGCAGCCAGAAGAGAGCGCUGGAGAAAGACGCUCCGGCGGCCCCCUCCGAGCUGUCCGACACCGAGAGCGACGGCAAGAAGCCCAAGAUGGACGACCUCGAGCCAGAAAACCAGUCUGCCCAACCGAACCAUGACGUCAGGCCUGCACUUACUGACGAACAGAGUCCAUCCCGGGUGGAACCCGAGGCGGCGGAGAGUCGCGAGGAACCUGCGCUGAGCCGGCUUCUGCUGCCUUUGGUGCCGACCGAAACGCCUCCGCCGACGAAGGAGGACCCAGAGCAGACCCCUACCCAGACUCUGAUCAAGACCCCGAUCCAGGCUCCGGUCCAGACCCAGACCCAGACCCUGAUCCCGAUCCCGAUCCCGAUCCAGACCCCGACCCCGAUCCUGGCCGCGACCCCGAUCCCAAUCCAGCCCCUGAUCCAGACUCCGACCCCGGCCCGGACCCCGACCCCGACCCAGAUACCGACCUCGCAGUCGGUUGAACCCAUCCCAGACAACCGGACUGACCAAAAGGACCGGGCCGGCAGGGUAAAGGCAGAACCCGCCGUGGUUGUUGAUCCCCGGAGCCGGCUCCGCCCGGCAGAAGCGAAGGGGUCUGGCGGUAUUCUAGCUGCCGGGGAGGUGAAAGCCACCAUUAAAGUGGAGGUUCAGACAGCGGAGCCUGUGGAUAUGAGCACCUCAAAAGGCAACAGCGUAAAGAAGGAGAAGCGUCCGCCAGCCGAUGACGACGAUGACGACGACGACGUCAUCAUCCUAUCAGACAAUGAAUCUUCCAGUCCACCAAUGAACGGCCUAAGCCACUUCAAGGAGCUGGACACCGAUCUGCUCAUGAAGAGCAGCCCAGAAGAGAGGGAGCGCAUCAUCAAGCAGCUGAAAGAGGAGCUCAGGCUGGAGGAGGCCAAACUGGUGCUGCUUAAGAAACUCAGACAGAGUCAGAUCCAGAAGGACACACUUCAGAAGCCCUCGGGCCUGUCUGGCUCCGCCGCUCCCCCCCCCCUGAUCCGGGGAACCAUUACAGGGAAUAAGCUCUCCCAACAGGUCAGCGGUCGCUUGACAAACCUACACACACAAGUAAUUGCGACAGGUCGUAGUUCGGGGACGGUUAUCCCUCCCCCUCUAGUGCGAGGCGGGCAGCAGUUGUCGUCCAAGCAUGGCUCCCAGAUCAUCAUGCCACCUCUCGUAAGAGGGGCCCAGCCCAUCUCUGUUUCUCCACAGCAGAUCCAGGCUCUCCGUCAGCAGCAGCAGGCGCAGCAGCAGCAGCAGCAGCAGCAGCAGCAGCAGCAGUUGGCUGCUUCUGGUGGCCCUGGGUCAGGUCCCCCUCCCUUGCUGUUGGGGACCAGAAUCUCAGCUCCCGGCUCCCAGGGCCAAAGGGGUAUGGGCCAGUCAGGCCUCGUUAGGGUUGGCAAUGUUGGCAAUACUAACUUGCUGGUCAAUAUGUCACAGGCAUCGUCAACCAACUUAAAGGCCUCCUCUAUGACAUCCCAGUCAGGAAGCAGCAACAUGUCUGUGGUCAAUAUAAAUGAUACCCCAGCAAGCCGCCAGGCUGCUGCUAAACUGGCCCUGCGCAAACAAUUGGAAAAGACCCUCUUGGAGAUUCCUCCACCAAAACCCCCUGCGCCAGAAUUCAACUUCUUGCCCUCGGCUGCAAAUAAUGAAUUCAUCUACCUGGUGGGAUUGGAAGAAGUUGUACAAAAUCUGCUUGAUACUAUCCACAGAGGAAAGACGGGUGUUGCAACAUCUAAGCUUAAUCCCAGAGAACCCUUCACCUGCACCCAGUGCAGCACCGACUUCACCUGCCGCUGGAGGCAGGACAAGGCAAAGGGUGGGACCAUCCUCUGUGAGGACUGUAUGUCAUCCAAUCAGAAGAAGGCUUUGAAAGCGGAGCACACCAAUAGGCUCAAAGCUGCGUUCGUGAAGGCCCUGCAGCAGGAGCAGGAAAUAGAGCAGCGCAUCCUUCAGCAGUCCGCCUCACCGGUCUCCCACAGCACCUCCUCCACUUCCUCCUCCUCUUCCUCAUCCCCAUCGAUGAAGGCAGACCAGCUGGGCGCACAGCAGCUGAAGCAAGUCCAGGCGAGGGUGUCCUCCAUGCAGCAUCAGCACCAUCACCAGCAUAGUAGAGGACAGAACAUCGUUCACCACCACUCUUCCAGCAUCAAGCAGAGCCCUCAGGGCCAGCUGUCCCGAGGCACUGUUUCGUCCAUGGGGGUGAGGGGAGUCCCCCACUCGUUCUCCUCCUCCUCCCAGCUGCAGAGCGCAGUAGCAGCCGCGGCCUUGGUCAACCGGCCUGGUAAGCAUGCCCAUGUGUCCCGCCCCUCUGCCCAGAGCUUAAAGGUGAGCAGCAGGGGGAUCAGCGGCAGAAGCAGUGUCAGCGGACACGGAGGUAGUGCAUCAGCCAGUGCAUGGAAGAAGCAGAGCGACAGCCACACAGGAGUAACCAUGGCUUAUGUCAACCCAAGUCUUUCCGGCCAUAAGACCUCAUCCACCGUCGACGCUCGUCAGAGGGAGUACCUUCUGGACAUGAUUCCAUCGCGCUCGAUCUCCCAGACGGCAAACACGUGGAAAUAAAGUGCAAAAAAACUAUCUCAUACUAUUCAUUGUUAUUGAAGUUACUACUUUUUCCUCAGUUCCCAUAAUAUGGUCCACAGCACUCCCCAGAGGACGGUUAAGGAAGUACUCUCUUUUAAAACAAAUGUUUUUGCUUACCUGUUAUGGUUUAUGUUAUAGUUUCCUCUAUUUCAACACUGCUUUUAUUUUUAAGAUCACUGUUUGUGGAUCAUUGUGCAAGAUUGUUUUUACUCAUUUACGGUUAAGAACAUACAAAGUAUCUCACCUGUUUUGUGAAGAUGACCCAGUUUUUAAACAUACAAAACACAGUGUGUGCACACUUGUACACGCUGUUACUGUUCUUUAGUUCUAUGUUGAGGUUCCUCCUGGGGAAAGAUAGCAGUACUCAGUUUUUUGGAGCGUACACGACUUACCUCUGGACAAACCCAGCAAAGAGAUUACACAUUCAUGACAUUUUUAAGUCAAAUGAAUACCUUACUUUUAUAUAUAUGUAUGUAUAUAUAUAUGUGUAUAUAUAUAUAUAUAUAUAUAUAUAUAUAUAUAUAUAUAUAUAUAUAUAUAUAUAUAUAUAUAUAUAUAUAUAUAUAUAUAUAUAUAUAUAUAUAUAUAUAUAUAUAUAUAUAUAUAUAUAUCAGAAUCUCUUCAUACCCUUAAACAAACCCCCUUCACGUUAGGGUUUAAAGACGAUCAGAUAGAUUUGAAAAGCUUUCAGCACAUAACCCCUGUAGUUGGAAGGUUUGAAUUUUCUUUGUAUUUACUUUAAGUUAUUUGUUAUUUUUACUGUUUAAAUUACAAUGUAAAUUGUGGAUUUUGCAAGAAAAUUUUGCUCAAGUUUAUUUUUUUCUGUCGGUUUUUACAGUGCAUGCCGAACUUUAAAUUUAUUCUCAGUUCAUUAUGUUCCAUAGCUCAAAGCAAUAUGGUCUUAUUUCUUUCUACAUCUGUAAUUACCAUCUGUAUUUUGCUUAAUUUACAAUAAUGUCAACCAUGUCAUUUUAUUUUGUGUGUGAGGGAAGUACUGAUGUUAAAGUCAAACUUGCAUAGCUGAAUCGGACAUCAGAGCCAGUUUUGCAUCUAAAUUUGAUCAUUGUCCUUCCAAUAGAUGGGGCCAAUGUAAGGCCUUAAAUCUAUGUAUAGGGCCGUUUUCUUGUAAAAAAAAAAAAAAACUUGGCAAUACAAUAAUAUUCGCUUGUGCCCCUCAUUGUACCGCAUAACUUUUCUUAUCUCCAUUCUGUACCGCAAAGUACAAACUAAUGAUAAUGUUUGUUUGGUUUAUGUUUUUCUCCCUAGCUCCUUAAGAAAUAAAAAAUAUAUACAAGUAA